AGGCCGGCACCGCGACCCCACACUGGGCAGGCUGCGUCGGCGAGCAUCGGACGCGCCGAGUUCCGCCGUUCAACAGUGUGCAGAAGUGUUGAACACAUUUUGGAAGAAACGUCCAUUACUUGGCAAGACUCACCUGUUCUUCCAUCAUGUCCUCCAGAAGUACGUGUUGGUUUGCCUGCAUUUUUGUGACGGCAGUUGUAGCUACUGACUACAGCGACACAGACUUCGUUACAGUAUGGGACCCUGAAGUCAAAGCCAUUCAUUCAAGAACUGACAUGUUAGAAUCGUCCAGACUGGUACCAGAUGAGGAGGUUGAGCAGACUGAAGCUGUGGACCUGAGCACGUUGCUGGACGCUGGAGACGGCGCUGUGUUGACACUGGUGGCGGGCGACACACGUCUGGUGGCCCACAGGGCCGUCCUGGCAGCCAGGAGUCCUGUAUUCGCCACCAUGUUCCGCCAUGGAACACUGAAAUCCAGAAAUACUCCAGUCGUUGUCCCAGACAUGGAGGGCCCAGUGCUGCGCCAGCUCCUGACAUACAUGUACACCCUCCGCGCCCCCCAGCUACCUGGCAUGGCUGUCCAAUUGCUGAUCGCCGCUGACAGAUACAGUGUGCUGUCCCUGAAGGCAGCCUGUGAGCAGCAGCUGGUCGCGCAGCUGUCCGUGGAGAAUGUGGUUGCCACAGCGAUGCUCGCAGGCAAGCACUCCCUUACCUGCCUCAGGCAGGCUGCCAUCGCCUUUAUAAGGGCUCACAUUUUCGAGGUGCUGGGCACGAAGGGCUGGACAGACACGAUGCAUACUCAGCCUGAAGAUUUGAUCGAAGUGAUCAGGUUGCUGUCUGGUCCUCCAGCAGAAACCAGUGUACCAGCCACUCAGCCACACGGCGACCAGAGCGACCGCAGCGGGACUCCUGCCGCGGCUGAGCCGCCCACAGCUGUCCGCCCCACUCCCCCACCUGGUGACACCGGCGCCUCCUGCAUGUGGACUCUUUCUCAAGAGGAGAAGGACAGGAGGCUGAUCGAGGCUGCUAAGCAGGGGGCCGUGGAGGAGCUGCAGGCGUUGUUGGCGGCUGGAGCAAACGUGACGGCGAGGUCUGAGUACAGGCAGACCACUGCCCUCCACUGGGCAGCAGAGAGAGGAGACGUCGAGGUGGUCAAGAUGCUGCUGGCCGCUGGGGCAGAGGUGGACGCCAGAUCCACCCAGAAUCAGGACACACCUAUGAUCUGGGCUGUGUGGAAUGGCCACGCAGAUGUGGUGCGGCUGCUGGUGGCGGCCCACGCCGACCUGAGCGCCGCAAAUGAGGGCGGCCUGACUCCGCUGCACUGUGCGGCAAGGCGGGGAUACCCAGAGGUGGCGAAGGUGCUACUUGAGGCUGGGGCUGACCGGUGGGCAACAAGUAAUGACGGACAUACACCAUUGGACGUCGCCAGGCUACACAACUUCCCAGAGCUGAUCCAAAUACUAAGCCCAUCUACUAGUUUAGCACACCUCUCUGCAGUAAAAAGACUGAGACUUUAGCUGUAUGACUGUUUGCUUUUUUAGUAAAUAGAUACAGAAAAUUAACCUUG
This is a messenger RNA of Schistocerca cancellata (South American locust), 1567 nucleotides long. RefSeq names its product tonsoku-like protein. The coding region runs from base 147 to 1517 and encodes 456 amino acids. The transcript has 6 exons. Lineage: Eukaryota; Metazoa; Arthropoda; Insecta; Orthoptera; Acrididae. The record is from RefSeq and is a predicted model, not a curated record. Gene Ontology annotation, molecular function: protein binding.